This is a messenger RNA of Diaporthe amygdali, 1506 nucleotides long. RefSeq lists its product as uncharacterized. The record is from RefSeq and is a predicted model, not a curated record. The transcript is spliced from 4 exons. Lineage: Eukaryota; Fungi; Ascomycota; Sordariomycetes; Diaporthales; Diaporthaceae. Bases 1 to 1506 code for a protein of 501 amino acids.
AUGGAAGCGGAUGUUCAAGCCUCGGGUGUGGUAGGGCUGCCGGCGGACAACAGGGCGGGAGUCGUGGUGGCUGUUGUCUCUACCUUGGUGCCGUUGACUGGCCUUGUGGUCGCCAUGCGCUUCUACUCUCGACAACACCUCGACAACCGGAUUGGAUUGGACGAUUGGGUGGUCUUGGCAGCGCUUGCUUUUGUCGUGGCCAAGGGCAUCACAGUCUGCCUUAUGGCCCAGGGCUUUUACUUCGCCAUCAUUCUUUACUACAGCGGACUUGGCUCGAUCAAGGUUGCUCUGCUGCUACAGUAUCGACGAGUCUUCGCUUCGAAGCUUCGAAGAGCAAUCAAUCUUGCAUUGAUCAUCAUCGGCCCAUGGAGUAUCGGACUGGUCCUGAUAUCCAUUUUCACUUGCCAUCCAAUACAGGGGUACUGGGAAAAGUACACCAAGGCCACAUGCGUUCCAACUUUCCAAUGGUACAUCCAUUCUGCCGGAAACAUACUGAGCGACGUCGUAAUAUUCACGUUACCGAUACCGGCAUUAUGGAGCAUGCGAGUUUCAUUAGGACAGCGGCUGCUCCUCAUCUUCAUGUUCUCGUUGGGUCUAUUCAACUGCGCCAUCUCCGGGAUAAGGAUCAAAUACCUACCGAUUGUUAGCUCGAACCCGGAUGUAACAUACGAGAACCUCGACGCCGUCUCCUGGUCGAUAGCAGAGGUCUGCCUCGCCAUCAUUUGCGCUUGCCUUCCGACAUUGAGGCCGCUGUAUGUGCGCGCGGCCAGGGAGAGGUUUGCGGAUUGUGUACGUUCCAGCUGUAGGCGGCGGAAGAGGCAGUACUACAGGGAGCCCGCGCGAGACUUGCGAACGCCAGAGGAGGCUAUCACCGCUCAUAUACCCCCCUCAUUUUCCUAUGAGAGCAAAGACGUGGAGAAAUUUACCCAGAGCAUCAGUCUGAAGCCAACCGCCGAGACAUAUUUCGACAAAUCAAGGUCCCUCCCUUCGCGGACACAGUCUCAGUGCGACCACUGCGAACAUUACGGGUACGAGCUGAUGGAAAGCCCACAACCCGAAAGGAAGAUGACCAGGUCGCCGUCCAGAAGGUCGGUCAGCAAUGCCUUCCAGCCGCCCGAGCGUCGACGUCCAUCUGUCCAAAGCAUACUAGAUGAGAUUGUCGUCACCCAGCCGCCGAAUGCCAUGAUACAUGAAGCCCUCGGCAGCAACUUCCCGAUCCGCGUCGCAGGAGGCACGCAACCUCCCUUAGUUCCACGAGCCCGCUAUAGCUCUAUUGAUACGAUUGCGAACGAGGGGCUCAGCGCUCCUCGGCCCCGGAUGAAGCGCAUUGGCUCCGAUGACUCUGUUACAUCACAGGUUUCUGACUACACAUUCCGGAGGGAAUAUGGAGCAGGGCGGAUACCAUUCGGCGAUUUCAACAAGGUAGAUUACCAGAAGGUAGGAGGGUCAGCUUCAAGGAGCCUGCCGUCAAGGGAGGCGGAUCGGGCACCUGGGGAGCUUGCGUGA